Molecule: messenger RNA, 966 nt
Organism: Cavenderia fasciculata
Lineage: Eukaryota; Evosea; Eumycetozoa; Acytosteliales; Cavenderiaceae
Exons: 5
Coding region: 1-966 (321 amino acids)
Source: RefSeq, a predicted model, not a curated record
AUGACAUUUACAAUCAACGCAUACAACUUUGAAACUGUAUCAGCAUCAGCUAUCAUGUCUGCAUUAAGUACCAGCGAGGGAAAAGAUUCAGUUAUUGAAGGUAUUACAAAAUUAGUCAACGCAUAUGGAGCAAAGCAGAAACCUCAACCUCAACCUCAACCUCAACCUCAACCUCAACCUCAACCUCAACCUCAACCUCAACCUCAACCUAAACCUCAACCUCAACCCCACCAACAAAAAAAAAGGCAGUCUACAAUGCAGCAACAGUCAGCCAUCCACAAGGUGGUCAGACCAGAGUCACCUGUGCCAAAUAUACCACCAGCACCAUUGGUUGAUCAACCCAAAUCAAUUCUACAAUCACUGUUUGAUCGAUUAAAGGCAAUUGGAGAUUAUCUUUUAGUGGGUCUCAUGAAGAUAAUCGAUUGGGUCAUUCAUCACAUGGACUUUGUCGAACGAUUAGUACUUUUGGUUAUUAAAUGCGCAAAAAUGAAUAUUUUAGGUUUCUCUCUUGGUCAAGAACUCUCAACAUUAAUUGUUAUAAGUUUACUUACACAAAAAAAAUAUUAUCUAGCAACCAUGAUCUUUACAUUUACUGCAGUUCAAUCAUCAGUGACAUGGUUACGCGCUAAUAGAUUCACCCCAAUGAGACCGCUCAGCUCAGAUUCACUUCUAGAGUGCUUUGAAUCUGAAGCAGAACCAGCUAUCAGCAGUGCAAUUGGUUCAAGAGAGGGAAGAACAAUGAUACUUGAAAGGAUGAAACAAGCAUUCGGUGCAUUGGACCAAAAGCAAGACCAAGAAGAAAAGGGAUAUUUUGAAAAAGGUAAAGAAAUUGUUCAAUCAAUUCUUCAAUCGCUGUGGAAUGGAUUAAAGGCAAUCGGAAACUAUCUUUUAGAUGGUUUCUUGAAAAUCGAUUGGACAUUUAGUAAAUCUUCUUGUUUUGAUAAUAGUUGGUUGGAUAGAUCUUAA